Messenger RNA from Pseudogymnoascus destructans, 3675 nucleotides. It is a transcript of the gene REV1, whose product is annotated as deoxycytidyl transferase. The coding region runs from base 1 to 3675 and encodes 1224 amino acids. Gene Ontology annotation, cellular component: nucleus. The transcript has a single exon. NCBI's taxonomy places the organism in Eukaryota, Fungi, Ascomycota, Leotiomycetes, Thelebolales, Thelebolaceae. Gene Ontology annotation, molecular function: deoxycytidyl transferase activity; damaged DNA binding; DNA-directed DNA polymerase activity. The record is from RefSeq and is a predicted model, not a curated record. Gene Ontology annotation, biological process: error-free translesion synthesis; error-prone translesion synthesis.
AUGAUGGGUUCCAAGCUGGAGAAGAACUCCAAGGCGACGCAUAAACGCAUCGCAGAGCAUACCUUCGACACUGAAGAAGGCGAGGAAUACACAGGCUCAGAUUUCGGUGGAUUUUUCGAGUACUUCCGCCGAAAGAAGAUCAAGCUUCAAAAUCUUGAUGCCGACCUCAGGGCGCAAUCUCCAGAUAAGCCACCGAUUUUCAGAGGCAUAGUUGCCUAUGUCAAUGGAUAUACGCAGCCUUCACUGAACGAUUUGCACAAAUUGAUCGUCACUCAUGGGGGCGGCUUCGUGCAGUAUCUUGAUGGAAAGACGUCAGCAACGCAUAUUAUUGCGGCGAACUUGACGCCGAAGAAGGCGAUUGAGUUUCGGAAUUACAGGAUCGUUAAGCCAGCGUGGAUAGUGGAUAGCAUGGCCAAUGGAAAAGUGCUGCCAUGGCAGAGUUAUAAGGUCCUGGAUGAAGGGGUAGGCCAAAAAACGUUGGGGUUUGAAAAGGGGAGGGUUGUGAAUAAAGUGGAAUCCAGACAGAAGGGUUAUAUGGACCAAACGAAGACCAGCUGGUAUAACAGCCAAGUUAAGAAUAUUGCGGAUGAGAUCGACGAUGAGGAGGAGGCAUUGGAUGUUAAAAGUAUAAGGCGGACAAGUGAUGGCAAGACGACAUAUGCACACUCGCAGAGUUCCCAUCAUCAUUCACAACAUCUUAUUCACACCAAACCCAACGAUGACGAAAUCGCAGAUGAGCCUGAUAAUGAACUCAAGUUAUCAAAUACAGAGAGCUUUGAGCUUACAUCCUCAUUAGAAGACGCCCUAAAUGCUGCAGAGUCCAAUAUUGUGGCUUCAGAGUCCACAAAACUCGAAUUCACGAAAGGAUCUUCCUCGGUCGAUGCAGUGGAGCAAAUAUAUGAUGAGACUACUGAAGUCCGCGAAUCAACUAGUGCCUUGUCCUCUCCUCGAGGUCGCAAGAGAUCACGCUCGAUCGAGACUACUCGGGCCAGUAAAGAAGAGAAGCCGGUCACAGCAGAAGAACACAACGCCAUGUUAUUAGCUGACCCGAAAAUCAGACAAUCAUCUACCGCAAAUCCUGAUUUUUUAAAGCAGUUCUACUCAGAAUCAAGGCUUCAUCAUCUGUCUACAUGGAAAGCUGAACUCAAAUCUAAAUUUCAACGGAUGGCCUCUGAACAAACACUAUCCCAAAAGAAUAGGUUGAAACGGAAACCCGGCUCUCGACGGUAUGUGAUGCACGUGGAUUUUGAUAGCUUUUUCUGUGCGGUAUCUCUUCUGAGUGCCCCGGAAUACGACGAUAAACCAGCAGUUGUAGCACAUGGCAGUGGAAGUGGAUCUGAAAUUGCAAGUUGCAAUUACCCUGCACGAGAUUUUGGUGUUAAAAACGGCAUGUGGAUGAAGCAGGCACAGAAGCUAUGUCCAGAUAUAAAGGUUUUGCCGUACGACUUCCCUGCGUACGAAGACGCGAGUAAGAAAUUCUAUGAGGCUAUUCUUAGCAUAGGGGGUGUGGUUCAAAGUGUAAGCAUUGAUGAGGCUUUAAUCGACAUUUCGUCCUUGUGCCUUCCUGCCAGCGAGUGUGGUGGUCUUGGCGGGAGCGAAGAAACCAUACGACUGGAGCAGGAGAAGGCAGAUGAAAUUGGCCAAACAGUCCGCCGUAAGAUCAAAGACGCUACGAACUGUGCAGUCUCUGUUGGUAUUGGGUCCAACAUCCUACUUGCUAAAGUUGCGCUUCGCAAGGCAAAACCUGCGGGCCAAUAUCAGAUCAAGCCAGAGGAAGUUUUGGAUUUUAUUGGCGAGCUUGCGGUUCAAAAUCUACCUGGUGUGGCUUACAGCAUCGGUGGAAAACUCGAAGAAAUUGGCAUCAAGUUUGUCAAAGACGUGCGAAAUUCCACGAAAGAUAGGCUUAUGACCGUUCUGGGACCCAAGACCGGUGAAAAGAUAUGGGAUUAUUCGCGUGGUAUUGACCACACCGAGGUCGGGGAACUAAUUACUCGAAAAUCUGUCUCGGCGGAGGUCAACUGGGGAAUUCGGUUCAUAAAUCAGCCGGAAGCGGAGGAGUUCGUGAAGAACCUCUGUGGAGAAUUACAUAAACGGCUUAUGAACGAGGCAGUCAAAGGGCGACAACUUACCGUUAAAAUUAUGCGGAAGUCAGCAGAUUCUCCUUUAGACCCUGCAAAGCACCUGGGCCACGGCAAAUGCGAUGUUUUCAACAAGAGUGUCGGUUUAGGUGUUGCCACGAAUACAGUCAAAAUCCUCGCAAAAGAAGCAAUCUCAGUCCUCCGUGCCUUUGGCUUUUCUCCUGGGGAGCUGAGAGGACUUGGUGUUCAGAUGACGAAGCUAGAACCGAUAAAGCAUUCAGUGGAUGGUCGGCCUGAUGGCAGCCAAAAAACGCUUUCAUUCCCAAAACCUCCGGUUCCAAGGCCGCCGCGCCAUGAGAUUUUAGAUCCGAUAGAUGAUCCAGAAACACCUCGGAAGUCUAAACCAACACCCAAUCGACCUUGCGCAGAUAUCGAAGACAUCGAUCCUGACAGCCCACUUAAGCCAAGAGAAACACCUGUCCAUCCAGCUGCAGCAAUUACCAGAGCAAAUGCUGCCGAUCCAAGUGCGGUGAAGCCCCUUAACUUGACCGGUACCCAGUUUAUUCUUCCCACUCAGGUUGACCCAGCCGUGUUGGCUGAGUUACCGUCGAAUAUUCGAUCAAGACUACUAGCUCAGACCAAGGGUACUACACCCUCACGGGCUUCUCCGUGGAGCAAUUUGUCAAGGGCAGCUUCGGAGUCACGAUCCAAAGCAGCAACACCAGAGUCAAUCUCAUUGUCGGCUAACUUAGUUCCUUCAACUGCACCUUUUCCGUCUCAGUUGGAUCCAGAAGUCUUUGAAUUACUACCAGAAUAUGUUAAAGCUGAGGUUUUGGCUUCAUAUGGGUCCAUUCAUGGCAACCUGCCUCAACAAAGGGUCGCUUCUCUCUCACCACGCAAGACAGGAAAGUCAAAUUUAGCCAAGAAACCAACGACUCCGACCAAAAAACAUACAAGCUUAUUAGUAAAGAGUCGACAUAACAAGAGCACCUCAAACUCAACACUGGUUCAAUCCAAUUUUUUCACUGGCCGCAAAGCCGAAUCGAGCACACGGCCUGGUGAUAUGACCAACGAUGCAGAUGCCAUUGAUCCAGACUUUCUGGCUGCGAUUCCGAAGGACAUGCGCGAUGAGAUAAUCGCAGAGCACAAGCGAGCGCGCCUUGCCGCCCGAUCUGGUCUUGUCGCACCUAACAAGACCAAGAAGAGACCUCCGGAGCCCCCUCGGGGUCAGCGUAAAUUACAACUACCCCCACGACCUCCAAAGCCAACCUUCACUACGGCAGACAUAUCAGUACUGCCUGAUCUACGGCAGACUAUUAGUCAGUGGUACACUGAGUUCAGAAACGAAGGCCCGCAUGAGGAUGAUGUCAAGGCCAUGGAGCGGUACUUGAGACGGGUGGUGCUUGAUGAGAAAGACAUGGCAAAAGCCGUCUCUGUUGUGAAGUGGAUGGUAUGGCUAAUUUAUGAUUCUGGCGGUGAUGGGUUCCAGACGGAAAUAGGUGAGAAGGGAUGGAGGGAAGCACUAGAUGGAAUAAAGGAACAAAUCCAGCAGGCCGUUUCGGAACGUGGAGUUGGGAGCAUUGACUUCAACUUUUAG